AUGGCGACCACGCAAACUGUCGUCCUGGCCGAACGCCCGAAAGCCGACGUCCAACCUGGGAAGACAUUCCAAAUGCAACCCCAGAAGAAACUCAACAAAGACGACCUCAAGGAAGGUCAAGCCUUGGUCGAGAUCAUCUAUCUGUCUCUUGACCCUGCCAUGCGAGGCUGGCUCAACGAUACCCGCUCCUACGUGCCCCCCGUCCCCAUUGGCGGCGUCAUGCGCGGCGCGGUUAUUGCGAGAGUUGUUGCGUCCAAAUCCAGCAAAUAUGAAGUUGGAUGUCAUGUUUAUGCUGCCUGUGGGUGGAGAGAGCAGGCGGUGGUGGAGGACAAGGAUGGGGAUGUGCAGAGGUUGGAUGUGCCCAAGGGUGGGAGGUUGACUGAUGCUUUGGGUGUCCUAGGUAUGUUAUUCUAUGCUAUCAUCACAGCAUGUGAUAUUAUGUGA
Messenger RNA from Letharia columbiana, 444 nucleotides. RefSeq lists its product as uncharacterized. The transcript has a single exon. Lineage: Eukaryota; Fungi; Ascomycota; Lecanoromycetes; Lecanorales; Parmeliaceae. Gene Ontology annotation, molecular function: oxidoreductase activity, acting on the CH-CH group of donors, NAD or NADP as acceptor. The record is from RefSeq and is a predicted model, not a curated record. The coding region runs from base 1 to 444 and encodes 147 amino acids.